Messenger RNA from Caenorhabditis auriculariae, 3303 nucleotides. The record is from the annotation of a GenBank genome assembly. NCBI's taxonomy places the organism in Eukaryota, Metazoa, Nematoda, Chromadorea, Rhabditida, Rhabditidae.
AUGUCGUCCACUCCAGGGACUAGCAGGAGCAAAGAAAAGGUUUUUCCUUUAGAGUAAGCCUUCAAAUAGGUGAAGUAAAAUACUUUAGUCCGAAAAUGUCGAAGGGAAAGCUGGGAACCUUGGAACUGAACGUGAUCGUGCUAGUAGAAGAAAGGUAAAUUGUUAAUUUCAUUGAUUAUUUCGAAAAUAUUUAUUGUAGAGAACAAAUAGAGUUGUCCACUCGUCAAUUCAGCCCUCCACUCAUCUUGAAGAGGUUUUCCGUAUAAAAAAAAGCCUUUUAAAAGGCACAUAAUGGCAUAGAACACCACCACUGAGUUCAGUUUACAGGAAAAAGGGUUUUCGCCUUGAAUCAUUCCGAAAAAAAAAGUGUUUGACUCAGAAAAAGUCUGAUUUAAUGUUUAACCAAUUUAAUGUGCUUUUAUUGAUUUAAUUCAACUUUCUUUUCAUUUUGAGGAGGUUUUGGCGCUACGAAAUCACGUUUAAAGGUGCAUAAUGACUACCACUGAGAAAGGCUCUUCGCAUCGAAAUUAUUUAUUAAUUCAGGCUUUCGACUUUGAAAUCUCGAACAAAAUUUUUAGCCGAUAAAAAAUCAUUGAAUCCAGAUAUCCGUCAACAAAGAGGCUCCAGAUGCGAGCAAUAUGACAUCAGUUGUGAAAAAAUCUUCAUCGGUAAUCCUUUUUUUUAAUAUUCUGCUCAGAUUUUGAAUGUCUAGUCGUCGCUCAAGCUCCGCCCCUAAUGGCGCGAUGAACCAAUCAGAAAGCGAGCCUCCCGCUGAGCCUUUUCGAAUGACGUCAUUGACAUUCAUAAUCUGACCAGACUUUAUCUGAAAAAUGAUUUUUUUAAAAUAAAAUUCCAGCCAAAAGAACUCCAGCCAUCAUCGAAUCAUGUUUCUGUAAAAACCAUUGACGAAGUCGUAGAUGAGGUUGAUUUUUUUGAUAGAUUAAAAGUAAAAAAAAAUUUUUAGAACAUCAAAACGACACUGAAAACACUGUCACCGAAGGAAACGCCGAAGAGCAAAAAACAGAAAACACCGGUGAAAUUGGAACAAUGAAUAUUGAAGUAACAGAAAUCAUUUUUUCUUCAGAGCAAAGGAAAAUUGAAAAGUUCCCGGCGGAACAACAAGAGGUUCAUCGAACUGAAAAGGGUAUUUCUUGGAAAAAAAUAUCUCAAAAAAAGUUGUGAUAUUUGAACUUGAUAAUGGGUUUUCGUAUUUUCAGAAAACUCAAGAAUUUCGUGGAACAAUCUAAUUAAUUUAUUCUCAAGUAAAUUCCAAAUUAAUUCUACAGGUAGGCAGUUGGAACGGCGCCAACGGAGCCGCUCUCGACGACGAGCCGUUCUAUCACGGUUAUAUGGCCAGAGAAGAAGCCACGCGGCUUUUGAAGAAACAAGGAGAAUUUCUGGUUCGUAAGGCUGUCGUCAAGAAAGUAGAAGUUUGAAAGACAUUGAAAAUUCAAAAAUGAAAAAAAAAUGGUUGAGUGCGUGGUCGUUUCUGUUUAUUUCAACGAAAAAUGUCAUCAUCUCGCGAUUCAACGGACCAAAAGCAAGAAUUACUAUCUAUUGGAAUAUUGUUUCGAGGUAAGUUCAGAAGACUACGAAAAAUGACUUCGAGUGCUGCGAAAAGGUUUAUUCGUGCUUCAUUGAUAAACCUGAAAACUCGGACCUCGAUAAUAGAAACUAAAGCUUUCGAGGCGCGUCCGGUUUACGUUACCAAGGUCCGGAAGCCUCAAAGUGUGACCUCACUGAUGAAGGCAAGAAUGAGAAAGAAGAGCCGCCAAAAAGUCAAAAUUUGCUCUAUUGAUAAUCAAAAAGAAAAUAUGAUUCUUCUCACAAAAGUUAACCGGUUUGGAAUGAAUAUGAAGUGAUUUAGUAACUUCCUAUAAUUUUCAACUUAUCAUUAGACCGUAAAAGGUCUACGAAUCUCUGGCUUUUUUCCUGGGCCUUUUUGCAGCUUUUUUCUUGAAAUCUCGAUUCAAAAAAAAGUGGGAUCGAUUUAUAAUUGUUUCAUAAUCGAUCGAUAACUGGUUUUAAAUGAAAAAAAAUUUCCAGACAGUUCCCGACCUGAUCCGCUACCACCAACAAACUCACAAGCCUGUCUACAAAGAUGGAGUUUCUCUCUUUAAUUGGAUCCAACGAGAACAGUGGCAACUUUAUCAUGAACAGGUUUUUUUUAAAACUAAACUAAAAAAAGUGAUCUGCAGAAAACGCUCAUAGAGUUGCUGCAAGCGCGCUCUGAAGAGAAAACUUAAAUUUUCCGAAAUUUUUGGAAAACUCACCAAAAAGUUUCUAAUCGUUCUAAAUUCUAAUCGUUUAUGAAGAUAUCUUCAGUAACGCCAGAGUGUUGUCUAUAGGGAUUAGGAGAAAAAAAAGGUCUCUAUAAAAGAAAGUGAAGUGGUCCCUAGAAGUUGACCUUCAAGGGCCUCUAAGGUUGCCCCUAUAGGGCCCACUAUAGGGUCACUGAGUCAGAUCUUCUGCUCCAAUUUUUUCUGAAUUUUCAAAUAUUUUUCUCCAGUUUCUGCAUUCAUCAAAUAAAUGAAUUUGAGGUGAACCUCGGGAAAAAGCUUGGAAAUGGCGAGUUCGGCGAGGUUUUCCGCGGAAGCCUGACCCUCGGCCUGUUCACAAAACCUGCUGACGUGGCUGUGAAAACGCUCAAGGGAAAUCAUUUGAGCACCGAUGACAAGUAACUAUUCAAAUACUAACUAUAUUAAGGGCCAACAUGUAGAAGUGAGAUUUUUGACGGAAGAUACUUAUAAACGCCUAGUGCUCCUUAGGGUGAUAAAAUUGAAGUGAUCCCCAUAGGGAUUCGAACCCUAAGUUCCUAAAGCUCGAGCGGUUUUUAGUUUCUUUCUUCAAUUAGAAAAAUGAAAAGACAAACUUUUGCAAGCUUCAGUGCACCCUAGAAGGAGAAGUGAGGCAAUAUAGAAUCUUUAGAGUGGAAUCUUCUCGGACCCUGGAGACUUCCCCUGUAGAGACCACUCUGCAUUUUCUAAGUUCAGAAUCACAUUUCUCCGGGAGGCGAACCUGAUGCUCAAGCUCAACCACAAGUACGUUGUCAAGCUCUACGGAGUCGCCACACAGAAAGAGCCGAUCAUGAUUGUCAUGGAACUGUGCCCGGGUUCGCUCUCCGUAUCAAAGUAAUUCACUGAGCAUCAACUGUUAGGUGGAAGUUUGGUGGAAGCGAUUAGAAAACCGGAUCAAGUCUGUCUGGAAACGAAACGGAAAUAUUGUCUUCAAGUCCUCAGCGGAAUGGCCUAUCUCGACAAGGAGCAGGUUUUUUUGGUGUUGCACUUGGAAUGGAUCGAAUGA